Molecule: messenger RNA, 4916 nt
Organism: Scophthalmus maximus (turbot)
Lineage: Eukaryota; Metazoa; Chordata; Actinopteri; Pleuronectiformes; Scophthalmidae
Gene: ppp2r5cb
Product: protein phosphatase 2, regulatory subunit B', gamma b
Exons: 16
Coding region: 126-1859 (577 amino acids)
Biological process (GO): protein dephosphorylation; signal transduction
Cellular component (GO): cytosol; nucleus; protein phosphatase type 2A complex
Molecular function (GO): protein phosphatase activator activity
Source: RefSeq, a predicted model, not a curated record
GAGGGCAGCCAAUCACAGAGCGAGGACGGAGCCGAACCGCCUUGCGGUUGUGGUGCCCUGAGAGUUGUCAAGGUUCUGGCGAGCGGAGUAUCCGAGAGGGGAGCAAGGGCGGCGACGGUGGUACGAUGCCGAAUAAAGCGAAAAAGGACAAGGAGACCUCCAAGUCUACCAAAGUGGCCAAGAGUGGCGGACAGGAGAACUCAGAUCAUGAGAGCUCGAACAGGAAGGCAAGCAACAGCGUUCCUCCCACCACUCAGCUGCUAAAGGGGAAACAGCCAGGUUCCCAGACGCCUGUCAAAAAGGACAAGAGGCAGAGCUCCUCUCGCUUCAGCCUGAGCAACAACAGAGAGCUGCAGAAACUGCCCGCUUUCAAAGAUGUCCCCCCUGCAGAGCAGGAGAAGCUUUUCAUCCAGAAGUUGCGGCAGUGCUGCGUCCUCUUCGAUUUUGUCUCCGACCCGCUGAGUGACCUGAAAUGGAAGGAGGUGAAGCGGGCAGCGCUGAGCGAGAUGGUGGAGUACAUCACCCACAACAGGAACGUAAUCACCGAACCCAUCUACCCGGAGGUGGUUCACGUGUUUGCUGUGAACAUGUUUAGGACGUUGCCGCCAUCAUCCAACCCCACGGGCGCCGAGUUCGACCCAGAGGAAGAUGAGCCUACGUUAGAGGCUGCAUGGCCACAUUUACAGCUCGUCUAUGAAUUCAUCCUGCGGUUCUUGGAGUCACCGGACUUUCAACCAAACAUAGCCAAAAAGUAUAUCGACCAGAAGUUUGUAAUGCAGCUCUUAGAUCUUUUUGACAGUGAAGACCCCAGGGAAAGAGAUUUUUUAAAGACCACUCUGCAUCGCAUCUAUGGCAAGUUCCUGGGUUUGCGGGCAUACAUUAGGAAACAGAUAAAUAACAUAUUUUAUAGUUUCAUUUAUGAGACCGAGCAUCAUAAUGGAAUAGCAGAAUUACUGGAAAUAUUAGGCAGCAUAAUCAAUGGAUUUGCAUUACCAUUGAAAGAAGAGCACAAGAUAUUCCUCCUGAAAGUUCUGCUGCCUUUACACAAAGUCAAGUCACUUAGUGUAUACCACCCACAGCUGGCCUACUGUGUGGUACAGUUCCUAGAAAAGGACAGCACUCUCACAGAACCGACAGUGAUGGCUUUGUUAAAAUACUGGCCAAAAACCCACAGUCCAAAAGAGGUCAUGUUCCUCAAUGAGCUGGAGGAGAUACUGGACGUCAUCGAACCCUCAGAGUUUGUCAAAGUCAUGGAGCCCCUCUUCAGACAACUCGCCAAGUGUGUUUCCAGCCCACACUUUCAGGUGGCAGAGCGAGCCCUGUAUUACUGGAAUAAUGAGUACAUCAUGAGCCUGAUCAGUGACAACGCUGCCAAGAUCCUGCCAAUCAUGUUCCCAGCCCUUUACCGCAACUCCAAGACCCACUGGAACAAGACCAUUCACGGGUUGAUCUACAACGCUCUGAAACUCUUCAUGGAGAUGAACCAGAAGCUGUUCGAUGACUGCACCCAACAGUUCAGGGCAGAGAAAAGCAAAGAGAAAGCCAAAUGGAAAGAGAGAGAAGAAGCGUGGCUGAAGAUUGAGAAUCUCGCAAAGUCAAACCCACAGUUUCUGGUGUUUGUUGACUCGGGGGGUUCAGACAGUCCAAUGGACAUGGAGACCGACGGGCCACUGCUGGACAAUGUCAACAAGCUAAAGAAGGUGGUAGAGGAGGAAGCAACACAGAUCGUAAAAGAUCAGAGAAGAGAGCGCCCGCUGAUGCGAAGGAAAUCGGAGCUCCCCAAGGACAUAUCCACGGUCACAGCCUUGGAGUUGCACCGGAGAGCCGAGGAAAUAAUGACGACGCACGAUGGCCACUAAGAGAACACCCCCGGAUCCGCCAUAAACCACCAGCAGCAGCAGCAGCAGCAGCAGAAGCAUCCGCAGAGGAACCACAGGCCCACUGAGGUCCUGCACAACGACAGAUGUCUGGUAUCUCAAGUCCAGUCCAGCACAACACAGAACCGAACAGUCCCACCUCCACCCGAUACAGAACACGUGUAAAAGCCUGGUUCAGCUUUCGGACAAGCAGUGCUCAGUCCCAAAUGAUCCCCCCCGCCUCCCCUUCUCCCCCACCCCGCCUCACAUGGUUGUUGUCCAGUGGGGAAGUCUGUGGUGAUGGACGGUGCUGCAUGACCACGACACGCACCGUGAACUUCAUCCAAGAUACUGUGUUGUUUUCUCUCGUCCUCACUGGUUUUUCUCUUUUUCCUGUCCUCUCAACCGGUUGUGUUUUCAGGGGUGCUGUGCUGCCCCCUUCUGGUCAUCUCUCUCAGGUGUUAUGUUCUGUGUGUGUGUGUGUGUGUGUGUGUGUGUGUGUGUGUGUGUGUGUGUGUGUGUGUGUGUGUGUGUGUGUGUGUGUGUGUGUGUGUGUGUGUGUGUGUGUGUGUGUGUGUGUGUGUGUGUGUGUGUGUGUGUGUGUGUGUGUGUGUGUGUGUGUGUGUGUGUGAGCCGUCUUCUCUUUUUGUCUCUUCUUUAUAGAUGUCAGGUGCUUGUACAAAUAACAUGAGCCCCUCUGCAGAGGACCUCUUUGGUUUAAUUUAAAAAAAAACAGAAGCAUCAAUUGAAUUGAGAAAAUUUACGGUUGUUUCUAUAUAUUUAAUAUUAGCUAUUUUUCUCAUUACCUUCAAACUAGACGGCUGUUUAUAUUUUUUUCUACAUAGUAUAUGAGGAGCUUGUCUCAGAGUAAAACACACUCCCCGCCUGUGUGACUGCUCUGUUUGGCUUUUUCUAUUUUGUCCUCAGUUCAUUUUCCAUUUGCUGUGAAGAUUCAUUGAUCAUUCUGUUAAUCAGGACAGGGUCACCGGGGGGCUCGCCGGUGGAGUGUGUCUGGAAUAAAACUGUUACAGCACAGUUCUGUUCGUCAAACCGUGCACGCGUCGCACAACUCCAGGUUUUUCCUCUACUACAUUUGUCCCUGUGUAGACGCCAGCUUCUUUUAAUAAUUUAGUCCCUGUAUUGAAAAUGAUCCUUUUCAUUGCAUAGGCAAUAAGUUAACGUGGGUUUGCGGCGUCUGUCUGUGGGUCAGACACACGGUUACAUGAGAGAGGGAUUGUGGGAUUUAUUUUUGGUCCCGUCUGUUCACAUCCAGCCAUUGUAGGAGUGUGUUUAACACUGUCAUUAGCAUUCAGUACAAGUCACUGUCAUCCAUGUGAGGCUUAGGAGAGGUCGGAGACGUGGUGGCUCGUCUGGGAUUCACACAAAGUUGCUGGGUGUUGAGAGAUGUCAAACAGACGGGGGGCAGACAAUGUGCUGUUGGUGAUGAUUGCUUUUUUCCUACUCUUCUCGAGCAUGACCCUUUUAUUUAUAAGACACUUGUUCGAGAUUAGACCGCGUCAUAGGUGAGGUAUGUUUGAUUUUGAAGAGGUCAAACAUGAGCCGUUCUUUUCAUAGUGCCUUUUAUAGUCUAAGGGGACAUUUGCUCAACUGAGAAUCGAGUAGUAGCAUUAAUAAAAAUGCCAGAUAGUAAAAAAAAAAGGUGAAAUUAGUUUCCACAAAAGAAAAGAAAGAAAAGUCCGUACCCGGUACACCUCGGGCCCCUAGACUCCAGCACAUGCCUUUUCGAAGCUACAAAGCCCAUUUUGACGCAGAGUGGUCGCCCCAAACCACUUCAGCAAUGAAGCACUUCCUGAUUAAACUUGAAAGAAAAUAGAAACACAACUGAAAAAACUAAAACAAACCAGUAAAGAGUUCUGUGAUGCUUUCUGUCUCGGUGUGUUGGGGGGGGGGUCACCUCCCUCCCCAUGGCACCUGUCAAUAAGAGCUAGCCUCCACAGAAGAGGAAAUCACCUCCCAUCAUAAAUUUUCCAUUCUGUGGCCCCGAUGUCCCCUUCCGACUUCAUUCGUACAAUCGUUUUACCUCCCCUCCCCUCCCCUCCCAGCUAAAAGCCGACUACUACCCCAUUGGGCUCGCUGCGUGGAAAUCUGUCUGUUCUGCUUCUGGAUGCUCGUGAGUUCUGUUGUGAGUUUUAUUCCUCCUUCCCCCUUCAGAGCCUCUUGUCAGUGUUUCAACUGAAUGUGCAAAUUGUAAAUAUGACUGCAGUCGCCCUGAUCCGUUCUCUCUCCAUGUUUGUCUCGAAGAGCAACAUUCACCAAAGGGCUUUUUAUGAAUAAAUAAAAAACCUCACCCCUCCCCCUACACUGGGUGGUGAAAGUGAUUCCAUCCCCUCAGAAACCUGCGUCCUCUGAUUGUCGUCAGGCAGUGCCGUUGGAACCUCACCGCCAACUAGUGAUUUUGCCGAUUGUAAUUGCAGAGCGACACCGACACCAAGACAUUCAAGUUUAAAUGCUCACAGCAGCGCAGACCCCCAUGCGUAGCCUUGGUGUGAGUCCUUCACCGAUGUAUAAACCGGGCCGAGGCGUCACAUUGGUGACUGUUGUUCUUCUGGAAAUGGCUUUAAUAUUGGCUUCUUCUUUGGAGUUCUCUUCGUUUUCACAAGCGCUUUGUUUUCUUUUUCCUGGGAAAAGAAUGACUAUUGCAAGUGUCCUUUAGUAUACAUCUCAUACUAAAUGGCCCUGUCUGACAUUGUACAUAUAAUGUACUUAAAUUUUUAUGUUAUGACUAUUAUUAAAUGGUAGAUUUCAUAUUUUGUACAAAACAUAAUGUGUACAGAAUACAGAGGUUGUUAGCAACUGCAGACAGUUUGUAUGUGACACGGACUUCAACACACGUCACUAUUUGCAUUUAGAAAUCAUAUAGGAUUGGGAUAGUUGUCUUUUUAUCUACUGUAAUCCAACAUCUUUUCCCGUUUUUGUUUUCCACCUUCAGACCUGUGUUGAGAUCUUACAUACAUGAGCUUUUUGUGUGUGCUUUUAUCCAAAUCUUCAGUGGUGUACAUCUAUCUAUAUACAGCAAAUAAAGAGAACAUGUGAGUUUUA